AUGCCUCCUUUUGGACCAUACCCGGGACAGAUGAGAAACCUUCACACACUCAUGCUGGAAGGCAUCGUGAAUACAUUCAGGGUCGGUGAAUCUGAAGAGCUGGAAGAGGAGUGGAUGAACACAUUGUUCUCACAAUUACCCAAAUCCCACUACCUCCAGCAUCUCUAUGUAGAUGAUAUUUAUGUUCUGCUUGGCAGCCUGGCAGAGUGGCUCAGGUGCCUGAAGAAGCCCUUGGAGACCCUGUCCAUCACUUUCUGUCACCUCAUACAGAGAGACCUGGAUUACCUGCCCCAGUGCCUGAACCUUUCUCAGUUUAAGCAUCUCUUCCUGAGUUACACAGUUUUUGAUGAGUGGUUUAAACCACUUGGAAAGCUCCUUGAGAGAGUCAAAGACACCUUGCAAACUCUGAAUUUGGAGAAAUGUUGGCUGGAGGAUUCUGCAUUUAGUGAUUUUAUGCCUGCCCUGAGCCAAUGCUCCCAGCUUCUCAAGAUCAAUUUUUUUUUUAAUAAUAAACUGUCUCUGCCCCUCCUGAAGCAAUUCCUUCAACACACAGCCAAACUGAACAAGCUCACCCAGGAACUAUACCCUAUCCCUCUGGAGUGCUAUGACAAUAGAGGCUUAGUCCUUGUACAGAGAUUUGACAAACUUUGUCCUGAGCUUCUGGAUAUACUCAGGUCCAAAAGACAGUCCAAGGCAGUCAGUUUUGUAUCCAGCAUCUGUCCUAAAUGUUUUCAGUUCUGUGUCUAUGACCUGGAGAGCAGACAUUGCCUUUGCUGGCAAUAA
This is a messenger RNA of Microtus ochrogaster (prairie vole), 783 nucleotides long. Its product is annotated as oogenesin-1-like. The record is from RefSeq and is a predicted model, not a curated record. NCBI's taxonomy places the organism in Eukaryota, Metazoa, Chordata, Mammalia, Rodentia, Cricetidae.